This is a messenger RNA of Suillus bovinus, 713 nucleotides long. RefSeq lists its product as uncharacterized. Bases 86 to 394 code for a protein of 102 amino acids. NCBI's taxonomy places the organism in Eukaryota, Fungi, Basidiomycota, Agaricomycetes, Boletales, Suillaceae. The record is from RefSeq and is a predicted model, not a curated record. The transcript has 3 exons.
AUGGUAGCAACUACUUGUUUCAACAGCUCUGCGUUUCAGAACUCACACCUGUGCCAAUUUUUCUUGAUACACCGCCCGCAUCGUCAUGGGAGACGAUAAUCUAUCUGUGCACGAAGCUCGACGGACUCCCACUAUGCCAUCGAAGCUAAAGGAACGAAUAUCCUCUCGACACAUUCUUCCUCGCGCUCAGGAACAUUCUACUACCCUUCUGGAGGAUACCCUUUCGUAUCUUUCUUUGUGCUCAUAUGGAGCCUUUUCUUUCUCUAUCAACUACCUUAUCACAGACGCGCUACUUUUCCUUUUGCAUUCCAGGCCCUUCGCUCUCUGUUUGUUCGUUCAGGUGUUUUAUGGCCUCAUGCUGGUCAUGGUGUCAUCGGCCAUCUGGUUUUUAUGAAUCAUGGCCAUUCUUUUUGUUCAGACAGAUACUCUCUUUAUUGGCCACCUGGGCUUCGAUACGCUUCUUCGAGGCCACUCCGAACUGUCUCGCAUACAUCAUAAUCUCGUCAGACAGUUCACGCUGACGGACAUGCUACUAGUAGAACUAACUUCGACAGGCCAUACAUGCCCAAUGCACUAAUCUGUGAUCAUGGGCAUUCAUGAAUAUGUCGAAUUCGCCUAUCAUCAGCUCUCUGGGCUCGAACACACCACUUCCACUUUCCUUGGUCCAUAGAACAGCCCCAUUCCGUCACAAGCCAUGUCAGCUUCCAUAGAUC